GGGCAGAAGAAGAAGAAGAAGAAGAAGAAGAAAAAAGGUCGGCAAGGCGAACAAGUGAGCAAGCAAGUCUGAGACGCGGCUGCCAAUCAAAGAGGAUCCUUCACCCAGGUGUGCUCAGGCCACGCCCCCCCGCGAAUCCUCACUGAGCGCUCAUGAAGUUCCUCAUGGAAAGUGGACUGCGGUACUCCCCAAUUGUACUUCUGUGCUAGCUAAGUUUGCUUUAAGCAGUAAGGUCGCGGAACCCUGGAACCUAACCCAGUUAACAUCGGGCAAAGGGCGGACUGAGCAAGCAAGCGCCCUGAGGCGGUCGCCAGCCAGUUGCAGACACGGACAGGCACUCACUGACAAGUUUCAACACCAUUUAAACAGCCUCCGAUGUGGUCGCGGAGCCACCAGCUACCAAGUCUGCCGGUCCGUGUCCCGACAGAGUGCACCAGAGACCUCCCACGGCACUCCAGAGACGUAAAAGACCAAUCAUACUCCUGCAGAAACUCCCUAGACAGUCUGCAUAGUCCUCCAUACACACAAGGGACCCACCAGAAUCCUGCAGAGAAACCAAACAGUAAGCCAGAAAAGCAAAGAUUUCCCACCAAAACCAGGCCAGCAUUUGGUGACGGAACAAUCUUUGUUCCAGGGAAGGGGCCUGGAAACUGACUCACUUGUUGAAGAGCAGGUGAUGAACCAGGACAAAGACCACCAGAGUCACCAGAAGGCUACAACGAGGCUAACUUCAAUCACACCUCUGGCUCCUCUCCCUGCUCACCUCGACCUUCAUCAGACUGUUAAUUCUGCUGACCUGGACCCCCACCAGGCUCAGAGUCCUACCCCUACUGCCCUGCAUCCCCAGCUUCCUGCUCACCUGGACUCCUAUCAGGAUACACUCCAUGCUGACCUAGAACGCCAUCAGACUGCUAGCUCUGCGCACUUGGAUUCCCAUCAUUCACCACUUCAUGGUCACCUAGACCUCCAACAGACUCCUAACCCUCCUCACCCGGACCCUCAGCUUCCUGCCGACCGGGACUCCCAUCAGUCUCCAUUCCCUGCUGAGCGAGAGCUCCAUCAGACUACUACCUCUGUUCCGCUAGACCCCCAUCAAGCCCCUGACUCUGCCCACCUAAACCCCCAGUUUCCUGCUCACCUGAAUUCUGAUCAGCCACAUCUUCCUGCUCACCUGGAACCCCCACCAACAUCUACCCCUGCUAUAGAAACCCAUCAGGCUCCACCUGCUCAUCCGGAUCGCCCUCAGGCUGCUUCUGUUCACAUGGACCCACAGCUUCAUGUUUCUCUGAAGUCCCACCGGGUUCCUCGUCCUGCUCACCUAGACAUCCAUCAAGCUCCUCCCCGUGCUCCCCCGGACCCUUACAAGCCUCUUCCCUCCGUUCAUAUGGAUCCGCAGGUUCCUGCUCACCCGGACCCAGACCAGAACUCCCAUCAGAUGUGUGUUUCUGCUCAGCUGGAGCGCCAUCGAUCUCCCUCAGCUGCCCGGCAAGCCCCUUCCGUUGCUCUCCCGGACUCGCCCCGGACUCGUUCAUCCGUCCACUCGGACACGAAUCAGACUCCUCCGUCUCCUUACACGGACCCCCGUCAGACGUGUACCUCUGCUCACCUGGUUCCUCAGCAUCCUGCUCAGCUACUAUCCCAUCGGACCUCUCUCCCGGCUCACCCGGACCCCCAUCAGACGAGUCUACCUGUUCACCUUGACCAUUGUGAGGCACCCUCACUUGCUGGACUGGACUCGCAUGACACUCCACUCUCUGUUCAGUUUGAGGGCCAAGACGCCGGCAACUUUUCGGGUAGUUCAGGUGAGGCCAAACUUUGCGGCUUUCUGCAGAAGCAGGGUGGUCCUCUGCGGGCCUGGAAGCGGCGCUGGUUCACCUACGAGGAGAAGCAGAACCAGAUGUACUACUACCGCACCCCGCAGGAUGUGACUCCUCUGGGCCGGGUGGACCUCACCUCCGCCACCUUCUCCUACCCGCUCAAGGCGGAGAUGGGCACCUUCCACAUUGAGACGCCCGAGCGCAUUUACACCCUCAAAGCUGUGACUCAAGACCUGAUGCUUUAUUGGUUGCACCAGCUGCAGCUCAAACGCUGGCAUCACCGACAGAACCAAAAGACGAGUUCUUGCCCCGAGGCCGCUGACAUUGGAGACGACUUCCUGCCGCUGUUGAAAAGUCCCGCGGGGCUAGUCGGGGAGGAGGCCGCCGACGAGUCGCCUCACGGGACGGCGCUCGGCGACGUGUCCAUCAAACAUCCCUUCAUCCAGAUCCAGAACACAGUCCACAGUCUUCGGAAGAGGUCUUCCCAGGACUGGGCGCAAAGUGUCUUCUACGUGCGGGCUCCAGCCGGCGUCGGAGUGGACGCCGACGCCGACGACCCCGCCUCCGUGACGGCGCCUCCCACUGUUCCGGUCGGACGGGCGCUGGUGCGCGCCGCCAGCUGCGCUCUGCCGAACACUCGGCGGAGAAAGAAGGAUUUCAGCUCCUCGGAGUCUGUGUCCCGCCUCCAGCGUGACAAGGAGAUGCUAAUGGAGGAAGUUAAAGCUCAGAAGGAGCUCGUGUGGUUGCUCCACAAAACCUUGGAGGCCACCCAGCUGGAAAGGCCGGCAGGCGUCGACUUCGUGGCGGCCGAAGGAGAGCGGGAGCGACCGGAACUGCUGCGACACCCGCUCGGCCGGUCAGAACAAGUGGCCGGGAACCAUCUGGACCGGAAGGACCCGCGGGUGGCGCAACUUCGUGAGCGGGUCAGGGAGCUGACGGAAAAGAACCAUGCCAAGCAGGAGGUGAUCCUCAAGCUGUCCGACCACGUGGCCGCAUUCCCGCCAACUUCCGCCUCGUCCGUCCCAGACACAAUCAGACAACUGCAGCAGCGUGUCGAGGACCUGAAGGACGACAUUGAGGCUUACAAGACACAGAACAAGUUUCUGAACUCUGAGAUCCUCCAGCUGACCAAACUGUGGAGGAAGAGCUCGGAGCAGGAGCGCAGUCUGAUGGUCAAGUGUGCUUACCUGGAGGCUUGGUGCUGCCAGGCCGAGAGUCGCUACCUUGGAGUCCUGCGGAAGCUGCAGGAGAACAGAAGUCUGGCUCCGGACCAGCAGCGGACUAUACAAAAGAUAGUUGAGGAUGCUCUGGAAGGGCAGACAAAGAACGUCAAUGCCACCACAAGGAUCCUUCACGAUGAGUAUGGCUUCAAGUUCUUUCCCGACUAUGAGGUGGAAGACGUGAAGCUUCUGGCUAAAAUCCAAGCGCUGGAGAUUCGCUCGCACAACCUGCUCCAACAGGAGGAUCGAGAGCGCCCGCUGUUGAGUCGCUGGGCUCAGUACCUGGCCGGCAGGUCGGAUGAGGACUUUUGCCAUUCGCCAGAACUCAAAGGUCUGCUGCGGGCCGGGGUACCGCAAGAGUACCGGCAGAGCGUUUGGCGCUCCCUCGUCCGAUCCAGGACCAGGACCGUCAGAGAGCGCCACCCGCAGCGAUACCAGCAGUUGUGUGACAAGAGCCGCACGUGUCCUCAUCCCGCCUCCAGACAGAUCCAGUUGGACCUUCACCGAACUCUAACCAGCAACCUCCAUUUCUCCUCGCCGUCCAGUCCCGCCCACCAGCAGCUGCAGCGCAUCCUAUUGGCCUUCUCCUGGCAGAACCCCUCCGUUGGCUACUGCCAGGGACUGAACAGGUUGGCCGCCAUUGCUCUUUUAGUUCUCCAAAGUGAAGAGGAAGCGUUUUGGUGCGUGGUGGCCGUGGUUGAUGCCAUCAUGCCUCAGGACUACUACAGCAAGAACCUGCUGGCCGCACAGGCGGACCAGUACGUUCUGAAGGACUUUCUCGUGGAGAAGGUUCCUCGCCUGGCGGCGCACUUUGACCUUUAUGGAGUCGACGUGUCUCUCGUUACCUUAAACUGGUUCCUGGUGGUUUUUGUUGAGAGUCUGCCCAGCGACAUCCUGCUGCCUGUGUGGGACGCCUUUUUGCACGAGGGCACCAAGGUGAUGUUCAGGUAUGCUUUGGCGUUGUUCAAAUACAAAGAAGACGACAUCCUGAAGAUCCGUGACGGCGCCGACAUCCACCAAUACCUCCGUUUCUUCACCAAGACCAUCACCGACACCAGGAAGUUGAUGAGAAUGGCCUUCGUCGACGUGAACCCGUUCCCCGGCCGGCUGCUGAGGAACCGGCGAGCUCUUCAUCUGGAGCGCCUGCUGGGGGAGCUGCGAGAACUGGAGGAACAGCAGAAGGCGUUUGCGGCGCUCGACGACGACCCCUCGCAACGGCGCGCCGGCGACCCCGUCACUGACGAUGAGGAGAUGAGCUGAGUCCCGUCGCUGGAUUCCCUGCCUGACCUUCGCCGCUUUGUGCCGACCGAUUUCACCCAAAACAUUUUGAAUCAGGGAAACUACGACAUCUAUUCCAAUGUCAGCUGUCACUCAAAUUUGGGUGCAAAUUGCAGGCAAACCCGCACUGUGGGACUAAUAAAGGUUGUCUAAUGUAAUCUACAUUGACUGGACGUUGAAUUCUGUUCAUGUCCAACCGGAAAUGAGGUGACUUGCCCCGCUGUCCAAAUGUCCAUCUCCAAACAAGCAUCUUCUAUCACUCGUAUGGCGGAAAACCACCCAGGUCGGCAGAAGCCGUCAUUGGCUCACAAUGCGGAGAAACGCCAGCGUUGACCUCGCGGUUACCGUAGUUGCGAGGACCACGGGUUCAAAUCCCGGCCACCUCCUGUGUGGCUUUUCUCCUCCAGCAUCCCCAAAACCUUCAUUGGACACUGUGAAUUGUCCCGAGGUGUGAUUGUGACUGCCACAAUUGUCUCUUAUGUGCCCCGUGACUGGCUGGCAACAGGUUGAGGGCGUACCCUCCCUCCUGCCCGACGAUAGCCGGGAUUGCCUCUGGCGCUCCCGCGACCCUCGUGAGGUUAAGCGGCUCGGAAAAUGGAUGGAUGCGCGAGUCCGAGGCCGGAUGAGGCGGCGGGAGCGUCUGAUCCGGAGGUCGUCCCGGUGGGAGGAGAACCCGGGGACGACCGGGGACACGCCGGAAGGACCGUCUCUCGGCCGGCCGGGGAACCCCUCGGCACCCGCCCAGAGGAGCCGGAUGAGGUGGCUGCGGAAAGGGAAGUCUGGGUGUCCCCGCUAAAGCUACUGCCUUCGUGACCCGACUUCCGAUAAGUGGGAGAAGAUGGAUGAAAAAAUGAUUUUAUUCCUUCUUUGAUCGUCUCCAUUCUCUUUCAAGUAACAAUUUGCCCAGUCGUGACCCCGGAGACGUCCGUUUUUAUUUGGUUGUAAAGAUCACACCUGUUGUUUUGUACGUACAUUUGAACGUGCCGACCCCGACCCAUGCGGCCUCUAACAUUGGGACUAAUCCACUUUUUUCACACCUCAGACCACAGGAUCGUCCUGGGAGAUGGAACGUACGUACGCGACAUACGUUAUUCUUUGCGGUCGGGAGGGUGCAAAAUCAGGACAAAACGGGCCAGCGUGGGGUCAAAGUUGAGGAUUGGCCAUGGUGAAGGGGGCGGGGCCAUCUUUGUUAACUGCGUCCA
Molecule: messenger RNA, 5517 nt
Organism: Syngnathoides biaculeatus (alligator pipefish)
Lineage: Eukaryota; Metazoa; Chordata; Actinopteri; Syngnathiformes; Syngnathidae
Gene: tbc1d2
Product: TBC1 domain family, member 2
Exons: 18
Coding region: 677-4297 (1206 amino acids)
Source: RefSeq, a predicted model, not a curated record